AUGAAGCACUUCGUUCCUUGGCUUCUGGCUCUCGGGCCUGCCCUCGCCGUCGAGCGAAUGGUCUGCUACGAGGAACCUGGCGAAAACCUCGUGUCUCCGCCCCCUCACCAGACCAACGCAACCACAGCCGUCCCCUACGCCCCAACAGGCGCCGCCUAUGCACACCUCACUUCAACCGGCGCAACCCACAAAACCAGAGUGAUCCCCGUCGUGCGCGACGGCAAAACCUGCCCCAAGUACACCGAGCCCGCUGCCGAACACGGCCGCGAAUGCAUGUUUGGCGCGCACACGGGGUCCGUCCCCAACGGCGUCUCGGGCAAAUGCUGCUUCCAUAGCGGACAGCACGUCUUUUUGUAUAGCGUCUUCGACAAUAGCGGUACCAGCCCUUCGGACACAGAGUACAUUCUCGACGGCCGGCCUUGCUGCACGGACGAUACGUGGGGUACGGCUGUGACGGAGCAUAGCCACCACAACGGGAGCAGACAGUGCCAGUACGGAAAGCAUGUUUUGGACGUGCCUAGCGCGGAGUACCUGACUAGCUGCUGCUGGGAUGCGAACGCGUCGCAGUUUAAGGUGCACUUGCGUGGCUUUGAGCCUGUUGUUACGACCUCCGUUGCGAAGGAGGUGUCGAAGCAGGUGCUGGAGUGGGGUCCCUUCCGCGAGACUGUCGGUCUGGAGGUCUACGAGGUCCGUCUGUUUGGGUACUAUCUUGAGGUGAGGGGCAAGCUGUGGGCGUCUGGGGUGGUCGAUUGGAGCGAGCAGGAUACGUUUUAUCUCCCGCUGGAGAGACGGUGGAAGGUCGCGAAGAGCUGGACGCCUGGGACGUCGGCGACGGGUCAUGUCGGGAUUGAUGCUACGAGCAGGUUGAGCGAGGAUCGCUCCGUCGAGGUUAUGCUGCAUGUUACCGGGUCGGGGGCUAUCUUGGGUAACUUGGAUGGGAUGGUUGGGCCGUUGGUGGUGGAUGAUGCGAAGAUUAAGCACGCUUUGGCGUGGACUCCGAAGUCGUGUUAG
Messenger RNA from Aspergillus campestris IBT 28561, 1011 nucleotides. RefSeq lists its product as uncharacterized. The record is from RefSeq and is a predicted model, not a curated record. The transcript has 2 exons. Lineage: Eukaryota; Fungi; Ascomycota; Eurotiomycetes; Eurotiales; Aspergillaceae. Bases 1 to 1011 code for a protein of 336 amino acids.